GGCGGGGCGCCAAGCUCCUUCUGCUGCGCCGCGCUCGCCGCACGGAUCCGUCGCUGCUGCCUCGCUGCUGCCUCGCUCCUGCCUCGCUAUGGCCAACCCCGUCGUCUUCUUCGACAUCGCCGCCAACGGCGAGCCCCUGGGCCGCGUCACCUUCGAGCUGUUCGCAGACAAGGUCCCCAAGACAGCAGAAAACUUCCGUGCCCUGAGUACUGGUGAGAAGGGAUUUGGCUACAAGGGGUCCUGCUUCCACAGGAUCAUUCCUGGGUUCAUGUGCCAGGGUGGCGACUUUACACGUCACAAUGGCACUGGAGGCAAAUCCAUCUACGGGGAGAAGUUCCCUGAUGAGAACUUCAUCCUGAAGCACACAGGCCCUGGCAUCCUGUCAAUGGCCAACGCUGGCCCCAACACAAACGGUUCCCAGUUUUUCAUCUGCACUGCCAAGACUGAGUGGUUGGAUGGAAAGCACGUUGUCUUUGGCCGUGUCAAGGAGGGGAUGAACGUGGUGGAGGCCAUGGAGCGCUGUGGCUCCAAGGAUGGCAAAACGAGCAAGAAGAUCACCAUCACCGACUGUGGGCAGCUCUCGUAGACCCUCUUCUUGCCAACUGACCAUUCCUCGGGCAGCCUGGGCGCUGUGCCCCGCUGCAGCUCACCCGCUCCUGCCCCGUUCCCGACGUACUGCUGCCUUUCUACUGGGUCUUGGCCCCACAUACACGGUCCCACUGGGCCGCAGUUACCUUUGAGUCUAAAUAAAACGAGUUAACCCACA
Molecule: messenger RNA, 766 nt
Organism: Chiroxiphia lanceolata (lance-tailed manakin)
Lineage: Eukaryota; Metazoa; Chordata; Aves; Passeriformes; Pipridae
Gene: PPIA
Product: peptidylprolyl isomerase A
Exons: 5
Coding region: 89-586 (165 amino acids)
Biological process (GO): protein peptidyl-prolyl isomerization; protein folding
Molecular function (GO): peptidyl-prolyl cis-trans isomerase activity
Source: RefSeq, a predicted model, not a curated record